CUUGUGGUAUGGCGACCGACCGCAUGGCGUUCGUGCCUUUGGAGUUGCAGGACAGGAUGCAGCACUACCACGACGACUUCUGGGUAAGUCGGACAUUCGACCCCUCCUUCAUAGGCCAAGUCAUGUACGCUGGGUUCCUUCCCAUCGCCAUGCAGCAAGGACGCCACUGCUAUCUGUUGCCGAAACUGCAUGCCCAUCGAUGCGUGAUUGCUCCGUUGUCAUCGUUGCACAUUCCGAAACAGGUCCGCAAAAAGGCGAAAGGUUUCCACAUGACGAUCAACAUGGCGUUCGACAACGUCGUUGCAGGAUGCCACGCCCAGCACGGCAAGGCAUGGCUGUAUCCCCCAGUCGUGACCGCCUUUCGCGCCAUGUUAGGCGGGAUUCCAAUUCUCAACGAAGGAGGUCGACAGGUCCAGCUAGUCAGCAUCGAGCUAUGGAACGACCAGAACGAAUUGGUCGCGGGGGAACUCGGUUACACCAACGGCGCCAUGUACACGAGUCUGACCGGGUUCACAGGAACCAACGGUGCCGGCACGAUGCAGUUGUAUGCGUUAGGUUCGUAUCUGCACAAGCGAGGGUUCCAGCUAUGGGAUUUGGGUAUGUCCAUGCCAUACAAAAUGGCGCUAGGAGCCAAGGAAGUCCCGCGAACCGAGUUUGUCCAACUGGUCGCUCAAUUACGACGCAUCGACGUGCAAAUGAUUCCGCCGAAUUUGCCGCGUCAAUGCGCCAAAGACCUCUUUCAACUCUAUAGAGAUAGCCAUGCAUCGAACGAAGCAGUCAUUGAGAACCUAAGAAGAUAAGACAUUUCAAACCUGUGACGUUUCCG
This is a messenger RNA of Aphanomyces astaci, 826 nucleotides long. RefSeq lists its product as hypothetical. Lineage: Eukaryota; Oomycota; Saprolegniomycetes; Saprolegniales; Verrucalvaceae. Gene Ontology annotation, biological process: protein catabolic process. Bases 9 to 800 code for a protein of 263 amino acids. The record is from RefSeq and is a predicted model, not a curated record. Gene Ontology annotation, molecular function: leucyl-tRNA--protein transferase activity. Gene Ontology annotation, cellular component: cytoplasm. The transcript has a single exon.